Messenger RNA from Python bivittatus (Burmese python), 2071 nucleotides. Lineage: Eukaryota; Metazoa; Chordata; Lepidosauria; Squamata; Pythonidae. The record is from RefSeq and is a predicted model, not a curated record.
CCCUCCCCCUGCUUCAGAAUGCCGCCCAGGCACCUCCUUCCGGCCGCCGCAGCCCUUGUCCUGCCAGUGUGCCUGUUGUGGGAGCUGCCGGCCGCAAAGGGCUACAUCCAUGCGGUGUCAGACCACAACACCAGCAUGGAGUUCUCUGAUCUGCCGGCCAUUUUCGGGUACCCGCUGCCCCAUGAAGGACUCGUGGGCCUCCUGGUGGAAGCCAGGCCAGCCAACGCCUGCCUACCGCUUGAGGUGCCUCCGUCCAACAGCAGCGUCUUCAUCGCCCUUGUCCGGCGGUACAACUGCAGCUUUGAUGUCAAGGUCUACCACGCCCAGCAGGCUGGGUUCCUGGGAGUCAUUGUGCACAACGUUGGCUCUGAUGAUCUGCUCAACAUGGUUUGGGAGGACGAAGAGCUGCGCAGGCGCAUCACUGUCCCUUCCGUCUUCACCGGUGAAACAGCAGCCACGUACCUGCGUAGCCUCUUCACUUACGAGAGAGGGGGCCACGUGGUCCUGAUCCCGGAAUACAUCUUCCCGCUGGGCUACUACCUCAUCCCGUUCACAGGAGUGGUGGGCGUUGUGAUUGCCGUGAUGUGCACCAUCUUGAUCGUUCGUUGUAUCCAACAUCGGAAGAGGAUGCGGAAGGACCGCCUGUCCAAGGAGCAGCUGAAACAGAUCCCGGUGCACAAGUACAAGAAAGGGGACGAGUAUGACAUCUGUGCCAUCUGUCUGGAGGAGUACGAAGACGGAGACCGGCUGCGGAUCCUGCCUUGCUCUCAUGCGUACCACUGCAAGUGUGUGGAUCCCUGGCUGACCCGGACGAAGAAGACCUGUCCGGUUUGCAAGCAGCGUGUGAUCCGCUCUCCGGAGGAUUCGGACUCGGACGGCGAAGAGGGCACUGACCAAGCCGUGCCUCCCCAGGACGAGGCGGAAGCACAGGACACAGGGCAUGAGGAGGAAGAGGAGGAGGAGGACUCAGAGCGCACCCCCUUACUGGGCCCCUUGCCCAGCACAGCUGUGGGCCCCCCCUGCUUUGGCAGCAUGGCCCAGUCCCCCCCCUCCGGCCCCCAGGGCCUCCUGGCUGAGGGCGGGGAGGAGCAGCCUCCCAGCCCUUGCUUACAGAGCCAGCUGCUGGUCUAGCCUACCGCCCAGCGGUUUGUUUCCCCCCCUUCUGGGGGCAGGCAAACCCCCUCCUCUUAGCAGAGGUAUCAAAGGGUGUAGAAGAGGCCUCUACUUUCCCCCCCUCCCCCGGAGCUUCCAGGAUUUCAACUUUCCACGGCUGGUGGAAGGUCCUAGUCCUUGCACACCUCCCCGCGUGGAAUGGGGGAAAGGGGAGGACCAGUGGGCUGCUCUUCAUGCUGAGCAGGGUGGCGUCGGUGGGUGUGCCCGGGCAAGCAGGGCAGCAGAGCAGCAUCUGAGGUGGCGUUCAGCCCUCCCUCCCCGCUACAGAGCAGCCGCUGAGCCCGGCAGAACGCUGGGCUGGAAGGAAUGCCCCUUUCUUCUGUGGCUCUCCCCCAGCCCCCCCAACAGGCAGAGUUCUGGCCAGGUGGGGGUUUGCCAGGGGGCUGCCCUAGGUAGUGGCUGGUGGCUUAGAGCAACACACAACCCAGGCACCCUCCUCUGCUUGUGGGAGCACUGCCAAGCAGGAGGGCCUGGACCAGAGCAGGGAGUGCUUUCUAAUAGCCUGGGGGAUGGGCACGGGGGCCCUGAUCCUUCCCCUCCUUUGCCGCGCAGGCCUGAAUUCUUCUUGUCCUCCUUGACUGGACUGGUCACGUGUCAAGAGCAGCAGCUGCAGCCUCGCCCUCCGAACUCCGUUCCCCUUGCUGCUUAGGGGGCAAGUCCCUCAGAAAAGGGGGAGCGAGACGCCCCCCUCCUGGGACCAAACCUCUCUUCCAUGCUGUUGCCACUUAGCCUUCCGCCGAACACCUGGGGGGGCUCACGGUUUGUGACUUUUAACUGACUGGGAAGGUUCUGGCAAAAGGGCAGUGGGGGUCUGUGUCCCCCCAAAGGGCUGGGGAAAGGGAAGAUGAAAGGACCAGGCAUCCCUCUGGUCAGUCAAUAAAAAUACAGUUUAAAUUCU